GUCAGGUCAGAUUUAACUGCUGGUUAAAGGACACAAGGACACUGAUCAUUUCCUUCAUCCACAUUUCAGAAUUAAUCGAUUAGGACUGCUGAAGGACGUUCAUCAAAUCUUUUGCCUUCAAAUCAGUGGUUCAGAAGCACUUUAGUGAUGAAACUUCAUCUGUUCAUGCUCCUGUUUAUCACAGAAGUCCUCCCUGCCAUCCAUGCUGUCUCUCGUAAGUACCAUCUGAUCCUCACGGCGAAAACAUGGACUGAUGCGAGGACUUACUGCAGGGCCAUGUACAAUGACUUGGCUACUUUGGAAACUCCUGCUGAGAUUGUAAAAAUUCAAAAUAUAGCAAAGAGUCAAAACUGUGCUUCCGCCACUUGGAUUGGACUUUAUAACGAUGUCAAUAGCUGGCGCUGGUCGAUGGGAAAUGAGUCUCUAGGAAGUUUUAAAUUUUGGUAUUCCCCAAAUCCUGACAACUGGAUGGCAACAGAAAGCUGUGCUGCAAUAGAUCUUUAUGGCUGGUACGAUUUUUCUUGUAAAACACUGUUGACCUUCAUCUGCUUUGAUGGAAACUACACUGGCACCAGCAGAUAUAUUUUUAUCAAUAUGCAAUCGACAUGGUCCGAUGCUCAGAGUUACUGUCGGCAGCAUCACACAGACCUGGCCAGUGCGAGAAACUCAACUGAAAACUCCAUUGUGAAUUCACUGGCUGUCUUUGGAGGAUCUUGGUUUGGUCUAUUCAGAGAUACCUGGAAGUGGUCAGACCAGACAAACUUCACCUCUAUUCCUUGGAUUCCUGGACAACCAGAUAAUUCUCUCAAACAAGAAAACUGCGUUUUGUUGUUAAAUGGUCAGGCUGGUGAUGAUCUGUGCUCGAAAAUAUUACCUUUCUUCUGCGAGUCAGUAAUCACAGGGAAGAAGCAAAUAGCAAGACUGAAGAUCCAGUCCAAUCAGGAUGUGGAUGAUCCUGCGGUAAAGGUGGCCAUUUUGGAUAAGAUCCGGCAGAUGUUCAGUAAUCAAGGGAACAUCACAGUGAGAUGGAGACAGCAGUCAGAAGGACUGGUUUUCAAAAGGAUUAAAGGGAUCCUACAGCAACCACCUUUUGUUAGAUCUACCUGUGGAUGCAGUUUAGUGAUAUGAGGCAUCACCCAGUACCAGAUUUGAGACUUUACCCUCCUAAGGAACGUAUAGUGUAUGGGGUAGUGUAAGGUAGAAUAUUGUGAGAAUAUAGUACAUAAAUACAGUAACUAGUUUCAAAUUUGCAUAUUAAGCUUAAUAUAAAGCAGAGCUACUGAGAAAAGCAAUUUGUACUUCGUCUGAAAACUUACCAAACACAAGAACAGAAAAACACUUUGCACCUGAGUAGAAGUUUAGUGAAACCUCUGACACACACAUAAAGAAAGUGUUUAAUAACUUCUUCAAAUCUCUAUAAAACUCUGUCCUGUUUAACACUUUAUUAGAGCAAUAGAUCACCACAACAAAUUGUUAUAAAUGCCUUGAUCAAUAUGAUUUAGAUUGUUUAUAGCUUGACACGCAGCAGGUCCGAGCAUCGCCAUUUACAGACUUUACUCUACUUAUUGUAUUCACUGGUUAACUUAUGGUUCCACUCAUUGAACAUGUACUUUAGUUUGUUGUUGAUUUGAUGUGUUUACAAUCUAAUAAAC
This is a messenger RNA of Silurus meridionalis, 1652 nucleotides long. Its product is annotated as C-type mannose receptor 2-like. Lineage: Eukaryota; Metazoa; Chordata; Actinopteri; Siluriformes; Siluridae. The record is from RefSeq and is a predicted model, not a curated record. Bases 148 to 1128 code for a protein of 326 amino acids. The transcript is spliced from 6 exons.